UCAUUUGAAACUUGGUUUGACAGAAAUAAGAUGCGUAAACGUGAUGGUUAUUAAAUCGUCGACUAUUAUAUAUUUUUCAUAAUUAGAAAUUGCACAUCAGAAACUUAUUUUUGUUUUUGAUCUAAAUUAAUAUUAUAUAAUUGCUUUUUCAUAAUUUUUUGAUUAAAUGACUAUUAACUUGUCAAGUGAUAAUUAUUUCUUUAACACGAAUUUAUUUUUUUGCGCGUAAAGAAACAUUUGUGAUAAUUAUAUCAAAGUUCAAGGAUUCUUCGGUUUUUAAAUUUAUAAAAAAUAACUAUUCCGCUGGAUUUAAACACUAGUUUUAUUUCUAUUUUUAAAUUAAGUUAUACUUGACUACCAUUUUUCCUAAAAUGGUCGUAUUAUUACUCAAAACAUAUGCGUGUUGUGCGAUAUGUAAAUUAAUGCAAGGUCUACAAUGUCAGGAGUAAGAAGUAAAAAAUAUGAAAUUAGAUUUGCCCAUUUCGUUUACUCCCAGUUUAUAAUUGAUCAAUUGUUACUCUUACUCCUUACUCCAUUACUCUUUCUGAUAUUGUAAACCUUUCAUUAUAGAAGAGUCGCAAACAACUACUGAAGUAUGCAAAUCGUUUUCCUGUCGGAAAAACGUUUUAUCGCAAAUUAUUCGCAUCCCAGAGGCAUCUGUAUUUCUUAUAAAGCAACAUAAUUUUUUUCUGACUUCGAGAACAACGUAAUUGCUUGCAUAAUUACCAGUAGUAGCAAAGAACCGACCGCAAUUUACCGACGAAAGUUACAGAUUAACUUUACCGUAUCUUUUACCUGCACACAAUUACAGAUACUAUAUUUACCAUACGUUAAUCCCUAUAGCCGAUAAUUUUAUUUACCAUCUUUUAUUUCUGCUCUUUGCAUAACGACUAUCAAAAUAUGAUAAUGAUAUUUAAUUAUACUCGUGAAAUUAACUCGUGUUACAUGGGUGCGUCUUUAUAUUUUAUUGGCUUCAGUAAAUUCUCGCGUGAGAUGGUAAAUUGCGCCAUUUUAGCAGCCACGAGGUAUUUCAACAGCUCUUGCCUCGGGGAACGCAAUGCGUUUUGCAUCCGUACUGCGGUAAAAACGAAAAAACGUCGAGCGCAUCACGCUCUGGCUAGCGAGCUAACGGAUUAACGGAGAUACAGUUAAACCGACGGAAUCAGCGCGUUUCGGCCACACGCUGAGAUCAAUAUGUGUUUUUCUCAGACCGAACGCACGGGAGAAUGAAAUAUUUUGUUGCAAUUUUCGUCCGGGACGACCGGGAGAAACUCGAGCCGCGACGCUCGAGUUGGAAAUAACCGCGACCGCGUUGCGACCCUGCGCUUCCGGUUGCGCCUCCUUUGCCCCUGCUGAGAUUAUUGCCUUAUCUCAUUCCCCUAAUUUCGCACAAUUGACCACCGCCUCCGUGGCCCGCGUGACAUUCUCCCACGAUCUUCGGUUCCCCCGAAUUAAUCCUGUCGUUUUACGAUCAGUUAUGAUUGCUUCAUGAUGUUUCGCUCACCCCUUGCAGCACCGUGUAAAAUAAAGCUAAUACAUUUAUAAUAACGUAACAAAAUAUAUAUAUAAAUAAGUAAAUAUUUACAAUUAACGAUAUGAAUUAUAAUUAAUAAUAUUAUUUUCAUAUUAGAUUAAUUAUUGUUCUUAUUCCUUAAAAUCUUCAGAAUAAAGUAUUAUUCUUUUUAUAAUUUUAUUUUAUAUAAUUUUUAUAAGUAUCAGAAUAUACUAAUUAUGACCGAUGUAAGUCGUGUGACGUGUCCCGAAAGAUUAUCAGAUUCGAAUUUGGCCGUUUGCCUUUGAUAAAACGUAGACGUCGACCUUAAUAGAGACAACAUGACUCAUCGACAUGUCUCGCUGCAUGUCAACCGUCUCGUCUUACGAAUUCGAUUCAUCGCCAGGCGCCGCACGCAAUAACAAAAGUACGCGUCGUACGUGCCUAGCUCAUUAAGAAAUAAGAGAUAAGCAUUUCGUUUCCUGCCUAUUGUGUUAAAUACCGAUCCUCGCGUAGUGCCUUGCCCUCAAACUUCAAUUAAUCUUUCAAAUAAUUUUUUUUAAAGUUGUUUUAUGUCACACUCGAAAUUUUCUAUCUUCAGUGACAUCCAUCCUUUAUAUUUUUAUUAAAUUUUGUAUUAUAAAUUAAUUUUUUACAUCUCAAAUACAGUAUAAAAUAAUAAUUACGGUCAAUUGUUCCGACUUCUCGAUAAAGAUACUAUCAUGUUUUUGGUAGUUUCAUACUGUGUAAAAAAAAAAAAUUAAAUGGAAUCUUAGACAUCUUCGAAAAAUCCGGGCCUAUGUAACAGAACUGCUUUAAAAAACCGCCUUUUCUUACUUCCCGAAUAUCGCACGAGUGACCGCGCACGUCGGUGCCGACGACGCGGAUGUUAACGGGAACGGAGGACAGACGUUACAAUAAUAGACGGAGGCGUCGUCGGGAAAAGACCGUGAAGGAGUUCGGCGCGUAGAGCUGGAGACGGAACGCGACGACUAUCUCGAUUGUCAUCGUCUUCGACGAGGACGGCGGAGAGCGCGAAGAGUGCGCCGCUUUAAGAGUGAUUCACGAGAUAAAGACCUCUUCGCAGUAUCUUGUGCCCCGUCCCUGUGUACUUUUGGAAUCUUUUUAACAGCGACAUCCUGCUUUAAGAACUCGCGAUAGAGUGAAUGCGUUCCUUGCGUUACUGCCAAUUAACAUUGUAACUUGAGACGACUAGCCAUUACGAAUGCCUGACAUUAGUGGAAGUACUAUUUGUAGAUAUUAUUAUUUAAAUAUUUUCCAACGGCAGCAUCGCAUUUGUAGAAAAUGAUGUACGAAAGAGUUGAACUGUGUUUGUUCAAAUUUUGCUACAAUUCACGUGAACACAAAUGUUUAUUUAUUAAAGAAUCGAAAAAUUAACAUACACAAUAUUAAUUGCGAUAAUAAUUCAGCUAGCCGUACAUGAGGUAUACGUUUUUAAUUAUCUGAAAAAGUUCGGCGAAACGAUUAAAACUGUAAAAUUGAUAUAAUUAAACGCGCGCUAAUUUUAUAUUUCAUUUAUUACAUCCCGACGUUUGCAUGCGCCAAUGGUAAUUAUAGGCAUUACAAGGCACGCAUGUGUGGUGCUGUCCCAGAAUUCAUGUGACCGAAACGCUUCCGUUAAACGUGAUACCUUCCUCCAAAAAAAAAGAGAAAAAAAAAGAGAGUUCUAUACUCCUGUUACAGUUCCGGUGACUGAGCUCCAAGGUAAUUCGAUAUAAAGAACAAUCAUCGUACCGUAAAGAACAAUCGAAGCCCGCAGCUUCCGGGAAUUAAUUUGUAGCGGUGAUUAAUAAGCGUUAUUAUUUUUAUUACUAUACUACUAUUCGAAAGUCCAAUUUCGCAGCUCGAAAACGCUGGAGAGGCGCUGCCGAUGGAAUAAUGACCGUUCGCUUUGAUGAUCAGCGAAGCCUCGCGCGGCGCAUUCGGCAAGAAAAGACAAGCCGACUGGAAGUGGUAGCCUCGAGGGUUGCAGCAGGGUCUGCACGCACGCCGGGGUUCGCACGUGCCCUUUUCGGAGGACGCAGCACCCCGCGAUACAGGAACCCAAUUCCCCCACGUUUUCCCCCUUCCCCUCUUAUGCCGCUUAUCACCGUAAAGUUCUUUUGCCCCCUUUCCCUUGCUCUCUUCCAUUUUUUUCUUUGAACUCCUCCCCGCUCUUCUUCCGAGACUUAAAUCCCGUCGUCAUCGACGUCGUCCAAGCUCCGGGAGAGCGGAGCUCAGGACGCCGACACUAGCGCGCCCCCCUCCCCCAAAUAAUGCUCGUCGCUUCAUUCUCAGGCUCGACUCGCGACGGCUGGCUGCACUUCUCCUCGGCUCGGUUGCACUCAGCCGCACAAGCACCGCACUCCGUUUCGACGCGUCGAGCGUGCACGCACGGACCCGAUCCACGGCAGGACAGAGGAGUCCCGGAUCUACGGCAGGACCAGAAGAAAAAAAUCGGCCUUCCCUCUCGCCACGUCGUUUUCCCCGCACCGAGAAAAAAAAGCAAGAUGAGAGAGAUCGUGCACCUGCAGGCUGGACAAUGCGGCAACCAGAUUGGCGCAAAGUUCUGGGAAGUUAUUUCCGAGGAGCACGGUAUCGACCAGUCGGGCAUUUAUCAUGGUGACAGCGAUCUACAGCUCGAACGAAUCUCUGUGUACUACAAUGAAGCAUCUGUUGCGACGUCUACGAAUGGAGGAAAAUAUGUACCACGCGCGAUCCUGCUGGACUUGGAGCCAGGAACGAUGGAUGCCGUUCGUUCCGGUGCUUAUGGGAAGCUCUUUAGACCGGAUAACUUCGUGUUUGGACAAUCCGGUGCGGGUAACAACUGGGCGAAGGGCCACUAUACCGAGGGUGCCGAAUUAGUCGACUCUGUCCUCGAUGUGGUGAGAAAGGAGUGCGAAAACUGCGACUGCCUUCAAGGUUUCCAGCUCACUCAUUCACUGGGAGGUGGUACCGGGUCCGGUAUGGGCACCCUGUUGAUCUCGAAAAUCCGCGAGGAGUAUCCCGAUCGGAUUAUGAACACUUACUCGGUGAUGCCGUCGCCUAAAGUGUCCGAUACCGUCGUGGAACCCUACAAUGCCACUUUGUCGGUGCAUCAGUUGGUGGAGAAUACCGACGAGACCUAUUGCAUCGAUAAUGAAGCUCUGUACGACAUCUGCUUCCGCACUUUGAAGGUUUCCAACCCGAGUUACGGUGACCUUAAUCAUCUGGUCUCACUCACUAUGUCCGGAGUAACUACUUGUCUUAGGUUUCCCGGCCAAUUGAAUGCCGAUCUCCGAAAGCUCGCGGUAAACAUGGUACCUUUCCCACGUCUGCACUUCUUCAUGCCAGGCUUUGCACCUCUAACAUCCCGGUCCAUGCAGCAAUAUUCCGCGCUCUCCGUGCCAGAACUUACACAACAAAUGUUCGACGCGAAGAACAUGAUGGCGGCCUGCGAUCCACGCCAUGGCCGAUACCUCACUGUGGCGGCGGUCUUUCGCGGUAGGAUGUCGAUGAAGGAGGUGGACGAGCAGAUGCUCAGCGUGCAAAACAAGAACAGCUCGUACUUCGUCGAGUGGAUACCGAACAACGUGAAAACCGCCGUGUGCGACAUCCCGCCGAAGGGUCUGAAGAUGUCGUCGACCUUCAUCGGCAACACCACCGCUAUACAGGAACUGUUCAAGAGGAUCUCCGAGCAGUUCACGGCGAUGUUCAGAAGAAAGGCCUUCCUCCAUUGGUACACCGGCGAGGGCAUGGACGAGAUGGAGUUCACCGAGGCCGAAUCUAACAUGAACGAUCUGGUAUCCGAGUACCAACAGUACCAGGAAGCCACGGCGGAGGAGGAUUUCGAGACGGAGGAGUGCGCCGACGACUUCGAAACCUGCGAGCAGGAAAACUGAAAGCAGCGAGACAUUUCCUUCUAUUAGGUUUAUCUUCAGCUUUUCUGUCUCUGUCCCAUCGUCGUAGGAACUUGCAUUACGUGUGAGGCUCACGAAAAGUCAUCUUUUGAUACUUUUAUAUAUACGAUGCGCUUUGUAAUCGCUGAGAUGGGCGUAAUGUAGGCGAUAGAGAUUUUUUUUUAAUAAAUUGUGUGAUAUCGAAAUAUUUAUAAAGGUCAAUAUUCGAAGAUGGAUAGAAUUAUGGCGAAUAUUAAAUUAAUGCGAAAAGUAAUUAUUUAAACUUUAAAGCGUAAAAUAACUUCUUUUAUUGAUCUUUUGUUAUGUCUCUUGUUAUGUCCACGAUACGCCUAUGUUAUAUAUUCAGCUUUACUAGUGAUAAUUAUAAGGAUUUUGAUAUGUCAUUUGGACAAAUGUGACUUGGACUGAAGUGUAAUAAAAAUCGUUGAAAAAUCAA
Molecule: messenger RNA, 5827 nt
Organism: Monomorium pharaonis (pharaoh ant)
Lineage: Eukaryota; Metazoa; Arthropoda; Insecta; Hymenoptera; Formicidae
Product: tubulin beta chain
Exons: 4
Coding region: 3769-5373 (534 amino acids)
Biological process (GO): mitotic cell cycle; microtubule cytoskeleton organization
Cellular component (GO): cytoplasm; microtubule
Molecular function (GO): structural constituent of cytoskeleton; GTPase activity; GTP binding
Source: RefSeq, a predicted model, not a curated record